GCGGCCGAAGCGGCGAGGGUCACACUGUUUUUGAUGCAAAAUAAAAUAAUGACGCUGAUCGAAUCGGACUUAGGGGACGUAUAAUGGAUAAUAAUGUAGAGCAAGCAGCAGCAAAGAGCCAAACAGCCGAUUCCACAGCAGCGGGAGCACUAGGAGGACCGGGAGCAGGGACACCCAGCGCGAACUCCUCGACCUUUUGGAAGAACAGCGGACGUCGGGUGCCCGGACGACCCAGUCCCAAGCGGGAGCUCGAAAAGUCCGUGGGCGCUGGGGUAGCGGGCGGACGGGGCGCCGCCCCCGGAACUGGCAUGGUGUCCACAUUCACCGAGUACCAGAAGUCGGUGAGCGACGCCUGGGACAUGGGCGACGACGAGUUCUGCAUCAUCAGCAGCACGGAGGCGGCUGCGGCGGCGGCCGCUGGAGCCGGCAGUGAUUCAGCUCGCUUUUCCCGGCAAGUGUCCCAGACGGUGGCGCUCAAUGUGAUCGAGACGCACUCGCGGAGCAACCAGAACCACAACGCCUCCCGGACGGCCAGCGAAUGUGGUGCAGAAGCAAUCCCGGCCAGCAGGAGCUCUACGGACGAUGGAAAGGAAGACCGCAGAUCGCUGCCGGACAGCAAUGAGAACAGCCCUUCCCUCAGAGCCAUGUCAACAGACGCAGAACCAAGACCGCAAGAAAACAAGCCCCCGGCGGUUAGUAAUCGAGGUUGUGUUUUCAGAUCGCGAUUGAGGAACUAUCCAGGAAGACCGCAACUGCAGAAGAUCAGUUCGAAUUGCCAGGACAGCGAGUAUGAGACGAAAAUUGAGAAGUUUCAGGUGGUGCUAGACUCGCCUCAACUGGAUCUGGUGGCUCUCAAGAAGAUCAGUUGGUCUGGCGUGCCGCGAAAGAUGCGCGCUGUCAGCUGGCGACUUCUUUCCAAAUACCUUCCGCCCUCAAGCGAACGGAGGAUGGCGGUGCUGGAGAGCAAGCGGCAGGGCUACCAGGACCUAAGGCACAACUACUUCCGGGUGGACAGCCAGGAUGAGACGCAGCAGGACACAUACCGCCAGAUCCACAUCGAUGUGCCACGCAUGAAUCCCCAGAUUCCGCUCUUCCAGCAGCAGCUCGUCCAGGAGAUGUUCGAACGCAUUCUCUUCAUCUGGGCCAUCCGCCAUCCUGCCUCCGGCUACGUGCAGGGCAUAAACGACCUGGUCACGCCCUUCUUCAUCGUCUUUCUGCAGGAGGCCCUGACGCCGAACACGGAUCUCGAGAAGUACGACAUGUCCACGCUGCCCGAGGAGACUCGUAACAUCAUCGAAGCGGACUCUUUUUGGUGUCUGUCCAAGUUUCUCGACUGCAUCCAGGAUAACUACAUUUUUGCCCAGCUGGGCAUACAGGAGAAGGUUAACCAACUCAAGGAUCUGAUACAACGCAUUGACGUGAAUCUACACCGUCACCUACAGGCGCAUGGCGUCGACUACUUGCAAUUCUCAUUUCGCUGGAUGAACAAUCUGCUGACACGCGAGCUGCCGCUGCACUGCACCAUCCGGCUGUGGGACACAUAUCUGGCGGAGUCCGACGGCUUCGCCCUGUUCCAUUUGUACGUGUGUGCGGCUUUCCUGCUGCACUGGAAGGAGCAGCUGAUGCAACAGAACGAUUUCCAGGGUCUAAUGUUGCUGCUACAAAAUCUGCCAACACACAACUGGUCCGAUCGCCAAAUCAACGUUCUGCUGGCCGAGGCAUUCCGCCUGAAGUUCACGUAUGCGGAUGCGCCAAAGCAUCUGGAGACGAAGAGUUGACAAAAGCAACACAAACAACGCAUAUACGUAACUUAAAAGUUAGUUUAAUACGAUUUGCGGAAUAUACCUACACAAUACACGUACGAUACAUACAUCUAAUAAUUAUAUACAAUUUGUUAUUUAGACGUUCA
Drosophila biarmipes is the source of this 1909-nucleotide messenger RNA. RefSeq names its product TBC1 domain family member 22B (gene Tbc1d22). Gene Ontology annotation, biological process: activation of GTPase activity. Gene Ontology annotation, molecular function: GTPase activator activity. The transcript is spliced from 6 exons. Lineage: Eukaryota; Metazoa; Arthropoda; Insecta; Diptera; Drosophilidae. The record is from RefSeq and is a predicted model, not a curated record. Bases 84 to 1778 code for a protein of 564 amino acids.